AAACGCGAUCGGCGCGCAGCAGAAGACAAAGACUGCCGGCUUCCUCUACCGCCUUCAGAUGUACGUGACGUGCACGGUGCGGGUGGAAGGCAGCCGCCUGGCCAAGCCCGUCCUGUCGCUGGCCCUGCUGUGUCUGGCCUUCCUCACGGGACUGAAUCGCAUCGCCGAAUACCGCAACCACUGGGCCGACGUCAUUGCGGGCUUCGUGAUCGGCACCGCCAUCGCCACCUUCUUGGUGGUGUGCGUGGUCCACUAUUUCCAAGGGAAGUUGCUGCUGAACGACGAGACUCCGACGGGAGCGCGGACGCGCGCGGCACUUGUGGGCACGGGCCAGGUCGAGAGUCCUCUGGACAAGUACAUCGUCUCGCAGGUCCGUCGCGACGCCCGCUCGCUCGCUGUUGACCGUUUUUGUCCGACCGCGUGAGCCCGUUCCGAUCGACUUUGGAAAGUCAACGUCGGGGAUGUCACCGACAACUCCUUGAUCCUAAUCCAUCCCUCCGUGCGGAUCCAGACCGGCCUCCAAGAUUUGAGGAGAAAGUCUCGUUGAACCGAUGAGAGAAAAAGGAUGCCGUUUAUUUAGGGAGCGACUGCGCUCGGACGUUGGCGCCUUCUCCCGGGACGGGCUCGGAUGGAACAAAUGAGGGCGGCGGCAGAAUAGGGUCCGCGGGAACAUUUUGUCUGCCAAAGAUACAAACAAACUGUUUGGGAGAGCAUCCAGUAAGCCAUUCACUUCCAAAAAAAAAAAGAUUGGGAAAACACACCGGAGCUUUGUUCAAGUCAAAGAGACUUCACAGCAACGCAUCCCGCUAAGAAGAUGCACAUUUGGUGGACCGUGAAAAAAACAAAAAACAUUCAGUUGCCUGAACACGGCCGAAACAAAAAAAAGGGGGAAAAAUAUCAGCUCGUAUUAAACUCAGCGAUGCUAAGCUCGGCGGAAAGUAACCGGGCUAAAAAUAGCACAGCAAAGAAGCCUCCGAGCUAAAGGGGCCACGCUAAAGAAAAUGACAAGCGAGAAAGAAACAGUGCGCGCUUCUCGUUCCCAUUUGGUUUUGCUCGGCUCAUCGACGUGCGCCGCAAGAGGCUUCCGCGACUUGCACUCACCGUCACCGUCACCGUCCAUCUUUCGGGACCUCGUUAUUCCCGACGCUCCGAAGCGGUCGUCGGGCUCCAGGCCGUCGGCGGCGCGCGAAGCCAUCUGUUGUUUUUGAUUUUUGUUCUUGUGCCGUAGAACCACAUCACCUUCGCGGAGGUCACAUGACACGGAGCCAGCGGCGCUGCAGGCGCACCGGACGGCGAUCCAGCUAGCCCGAGUGCGGCCGUAAACCCGAUGCUCUCCUCCUCUCUGUCUCCGUUUUCUCCCUCCUGGUUUUAGUUGUUUUUUUUAGAUAUCUAUCAAUCCAUAUGAAGCAUACAUCUCAAGAAGGAAAAAAAACAAAAAAGAACAUGAAAGUUGGAGUUCCUACCCGUCCAAUGUGCACCGAGCCCUGCUGAAAGUAGGCCAACCGCGACCUCCGACCCCGACGACGGACUCGGGGUGACGGCCUUUCCAAAUGAAGCUCUUCACUUGAACUUGAACGGAUCGCAGCCGAGCCGGCAGCCGAGCCAUCCCCCUUCUCUGCGGCGCCCCACAACGGCCAAAUGGAAGGGGAAGAGUGUCUCGCUCAAGGGCGGCUUCGAGGUGCGCACCAAACCAAAAUGUUCCCAUUUUCAUCUCGUCGCCCCGGCUUCAAGCCGUCACGGACGCGCGACUCGGUUGAGUUCCAGGUGUUGUUUUAAUUGCGAGCGGUGCGAGGCCGCGUUCAAUCAGCGACCGGGAUCACGCCGCAUUAUUUCCCCGAGCUCGGACUGACUGACGCGAGCCAAAAUGUUCCCGUCGGCUCGUCUGAGAAAACAAACGAUACCACCCGUGAUCGUGUCGCGUUCUGACCUUAGGCGGCCCCGUAGAAAUGGGAAGAGAAUCCCGGCCAUCCCGCAACUAUUCGCAGUCCAACAGAAAAA
Molecule: messenger RNA, 1998 nt
Organism: Hippocampus comes (tiger tail seahorse)
Lineage: Eukaryota; Metazoa; Chordata; Actinopteri; Syngnathiformes; Syngnathidae
Product: phospholipid phosphatase-related protein type 5-like
Exons: 2
Coding region: 59-424 (121 amino acids)
Biological process (GO): phospholipid metabolic process; signal transduction; phospholipid dephosphorylation
Cellular component (GO): plasma membrane
Molecular function (GO): phosphatidate phosphatase activity
Source: RefSeq, a predicted model, not a curated record